CUUGGCCACAUCAGAACUGUUAGUGUGGCACAGGACGAAGGAGCAGCAAUCUACCUGCCUCCCAAGCCAGCACUACCUGAAGUGCAAAGAAUUUCAUUGACGUCUAAUCCUUCGAUGAAAAGAACUCCUGAAGUCAUGGUGGCCUCAUGGCUUCUCUCCACUCUCACUUUCGUGCUUCUCAUUAAAGAGACUAGCACAUGGACUUACCACUUCUCUGCAGAAAACAUGACUUAUGAUGAGGCCAGUGCUUAUUGUCAGCAAAAUUACACGCAUCUGGUUGCAAUCCAAAAUAAAGAAGAGAUUGACUACUUAAACUCCAUAUUGGACUAUUCGCCGAGUUAUUACUGGAUUGGAAUCAGAAAAGUUAACAAUGUGUGGAUCUGGGUAGGGACCCACAAGCCUCUGACGGAAGGAGCCAAGAACUGGGCUCCAGGUGAACCGAACAAUAAGCAAAACAAUGAGGACUGCGUGGAGAUCUAUAUCAAGAGACCCAAAGAUACGGGCAUGUGGAAUGAUGAGAGAUGCAGCAAAAAGAAACUUGCCUUGUGCUACACAGCUGCCUGUACGGAAGCAUCCUGCAGUGGUCAUGGCGAAUGUAUAGAGACCAUCAACAACUAUUCUUGCAAGUGCUACCCCGGCUUCAGUGGACUCAAGUGUGAGCAGGUUGUGACCUGUGAAGCACAGGUACAGCCUCAGCACGGGAGCCUGAAUUGUACCCACCCUUUGGGGAACUUCAGCUACAAUUCUUCCUGCUCUGUCAGCUGUGAAAGGGGCUACCUGCCAAGCAGCACGGAGACCACAUGGUGUACAUCCUCAGGAGAGUGGAGUGCUCCCCCUGCAACCUGCAAAGUGGUCGAGUGUGAUACUAUGGGAAAGCCUGCCAACGGGGAUGUAAAAUGUUCCCCAAGCCAGGGAAGCGCCCCAUGGAACACGACCUGCACAUUUGACUGUGAGGAAGGAUUUACACUGCUGGGAGCUCGGAGCCUCCAGUGUACCUCAUCUGGGAGCUGGGACAACGAGAAGCCAACUUGUAAAGCUGUGUCAUGUGACACCAUCCACCACCCUCAGAAUGGCUCAGUGAGUUGCAGCAACUCCUCUGAAGGGAAGUUCACCUUCAGGUCAUCCUGCAACUUCACCUGUGAGGAAAACUUCCUGUUACGGGGGCCGGCCCAGGUGGAAUGCACUGCACAGGGCCAGUGGACACAGCAAGCCCCAGUGUGUGAAGCUGUGAAAUGUGAUCCUGUGCACACACUUGAGGAUGGCUUUGUGAAGUGUACUCAUCCCCAUACUGGAGAAUUCACCUACAAGUCCUCCUGCACUUUCAACUGCAGGGAAGGCUUUGAAUUACAUGGGUCAGCUCAACUCGAGUGCACAUCUCAGGGACAGUGGGCACAGGAGCUCCCCUCCUGCCAAGUGGUACAAUGUCCAAGCCUGGCAGUUCUGGGAAAGACGAAUGUGAGUUGCAGUGGGGAGCCUGUGUUUGGAACAGUGUGCAAUUUUGCAUGUCCUGAAGGGUGGACACUCAACGGCUCUGCAGCUCUGAUGUGUGGUGCCGAAGGCCAGUGGUCUGGGAUGCUGCCUACCUGUGAAGAACCCAUUGCGUCCAAUGUUCCCUUGGCAGUUGGGCUUUCUGUUAGUGGAACCUCCUUCCUGACGUUAACCUCAUUUCUCCUUUGGUUUCUGAAGUACUUUCGGAAAAAAGCAAAGAAAUUUGUUCCUGCUAGCAGCAGGUACGUAGGCCUUGAAGCACAUGGAAACUGCCAAGUGCCUUCUCACCUCAUUUAAAUUCAAAAGAAUCAGGAACAUGGAAGCCCAUCCAAGGAACUAGAGCAAUAAAUGAAAAUGGCAGAUACAGAGAACUCUCCUAGUGUCUCUGGCUCUUCUCAUCUACUGUACCAAUGCCAUUAUAGGAGGGCUGUAGUAACGACCUUGACUUCAGUGGAUCAAAAUCCAGUGGAAAAGGCCAGCCUUCUACCAAUAAGAUUCAGUUUUCUUUUUCCUGUUCUCAGGACCAAGAACUUGUGGGUGACUGAAGGGAAAAGUUAUUCUCUUCCAAGCCAAGGUGCAGAGACCAGGGUCUGGAAUAUCGGGAUUCCUUUGCUAACUCUCUCCCCUUGCUCACUCUGAACUCCCAGUGGAGAAACAGUAUUUUGUGGCUUUGUUUAUUUAUUUUGCCCCUCAUAGUGUUCAAAUGCUAAUUACAUGGUUGCUGUCAGGGGGAUAACUAAUGAUUAUCAAAAGGAAAGAGAUUGGCCAAAGGUAUUGCUUUCUAACGUGAAAAAUGACAAACUUCCUGGGAGGAUUGUUAAUGGUGCAAGGUGCAAACCCUACUUAAUGCUCUGUGCAAGGAUUAUGAAGCACAGUUGUAAUUACUUUUAUCCCUAUGGGAUUCACUAUGUUUUAAAGUGUGCUUAGAGAUGGUAUUCUUUCUAUUUGUAUUGAAUAUGACUUAACCUUUCAUCAUUCUUAAUUCAGUACAAGUUAUUAUAGGGACCUUAAAAAUUUGCACUAUAUUGUGGACUGUUAUAGGAUAAAAGUUGUUUAUCCUGGACUACCACUUCUCUGUUUAUUAAUGAAUUCUAACAUUACAUCUGUAGUGAUUUUCUUUCAAACGAGGGCAGAUGUUGUCUGCUAACACUGCACAAUGUUAACCAGUCUGAAGUUUUAAAUGUUUUACUACAGCUGUUUUUAAAGCAUGGUACUAACAGGAGCACACAAACUCAAUAGAGAGUUUGCAUAUUGUCAGGAUAUUUUUUCAGAAAUAAGUGGUUUUAUGAUGAAAAACAUCCAUGAGGCCAACUGUUCUGAUGUGAAGAAAGCAUAGAGGAAAACAAAACGAAGUGCAAUUUUAUAUGUGUCUUUGUUGAGAAAAAAUGUAGAGAUGUGGAUGUGCUUUGUUUUCCUACAGAUGUUUGUCAGAUGUGAUGUGUGAACAGAUAAUCCCUGUAUAUUCAUAAGUCUGGAGAGAAACUCACACAUAAAGGGCUUUUCUAGCAGAUUUUUAAAAAUGAAGAUGUCUAAUAAUUAUUCCCUAGUUAUUUUAUUCUGUAUUUUAGGUUGUUCUCAAAGAGGGAAAAUGCUGUGUAAGCAAGUAUUCAUGCCUAUUUAGAACCAGAGUUUAAAAUUCCUACAAAAUCUCCAGCUGUCAUCUGAUCACUGGGUGAGAUAGUCUUGGUCAGUAGUUGCCAAAACUGCCCAUCCUCAUGGUGGUAUAUAAGAAUCAAAGCUUUCCCAUGCUUUUCCAUGUUGAAAAAGUUUCAGAGAUGACUGGCUAGGUAUUGGCAAUAGCAAAGCCAAGAGUAUCAGGGAAGAGUGAUAAAGAUCAAAAUAGCAGAGGUUUUUUUUUUUUUUUUUUUUUUUUUUUUUUUAAGAGCAGAUUAACUGUAGGAAACAAGACAGAGAGAAAAACAUUUCAUUUGUCCCCUGGUAUCUAUAGGAGAUUGGUCCUGGGAUCCCUUGCAGAUACCAAAAUUCAGGAUGCUCAAGUCCCUUACGUAGUGUUUAAGAUAUAAUCUACACACAUUUCCCUUACACUUCAAGUCAUCUCUACAUGAGAAUGCCGAAUACAUUAUACAUGUAAUGAAAAUAAUUGCUAUAUUGUAUUGUUUAGGGAAUAAUGACAACAAGAAAAGUCUGCAUGUACUCAAUAUGUAUACAAUUAAAAUAGUUUCCAUUCAUGACUAGUUAAAUCCAUGCAAACAGAACCUGUGGAUGCAGAAGGGUGACUAUACUAUGAUCAUGCUACGUAUAGAAUGACUUAUUAUUUUCUCUGGAAUUGUUCAAAUGGUGUAAAUAUUUUAUAUGCUGUCUUAGAAGUAAUUGUGUGAAAUAUAAAUAUGAUCUGUGCUUGGGUUUUAUUAGGUAUUUUAAAUUAUGAUUUAAAAUUUAUACAAUUUUUAAAGUGUAUUUAUUUAAGCUUAUGACAGGCAUAUUGUAUUUAAUAUAGCACUAUGAAAUUUUGACAAUAAAUGGUUCAUAU
Molecule: messenger RNA, 3979 nt
Organism: Oryctolagus cuniculus (rabbit)
Lineage: Eukaryota; Metazoa; Chordata; Mammalia; Lagomorpha; Leporidae
Gene: SELE
Product: selectin E
Biological process (GO): cell adhesion
Cellular component (GO): membrane
Source: RefSeq, a predicted model, not a curated record